CUUAAGAAGACAUGGGAAAAACAUGGUCAUUUCUCUAUGUAAAUGAGUAUGGGAUCCACUCUUAUAAGUCUAAUGUAUGUACUGUGAGGUCAAAAAGUUCCCGGACUAGGUUGAUAUCUCAAAAAGUUGAUAUCUUCUUUUUCCAUGAAACUUUGCAUAUUAACAAUAGUUGUCGGUCUGCAUUAUUUAAUUCAUUGAUUUGUUCUUACUAAAGUGUUAACUAAUAUAUUUGAAGAAUAUUCAUGUUUAAAACAUCGAUUAAAACUCAAAGCAUGAGGCACUUUGAAAAUCAUUAAUUUCAGUUUCAUAUUUUCUUGAAAAAGUUUAAAUCAUUUCAUAAUUUUAAGUCAAAUCAUUAUAAAAUUAUGAUCUUCUUGAAGUUUUAUUUUGUUAUGAUUUCAUUACAUACAUGUAUAACAUUUAGCUUGAUUUCUGCUUUUUUUUGUUUUCUCUUUAUCCCCAAGACCAAAGGCAGGCUAAGUUUAAAAUAUUAGAAAUUCCAUUAUAAAAACAGUUUUGUAAGUUAAAUUUUAAUCUCUGUAAAAAAAAUAAAAAUGAAACCAAGACCAAAAAUAAUGAAAAUUUGCUAAAAAAUACAUGUACAUGUAUAUAAAUUCUGUGGUGAAAACUGAAAAGUUUGAUACAGUACGGAAAUAAAGAAUGAAAGAAUGAGGAUGAAAAGUUGACUUAAAUAUGAGGAUCAUGAUGACCUGACACUGAACUUCCAAAUAUUACUCAUCACCACCACACAGUUACAACAUUGUCUUUUAAUGAUUACAAUGUAUUUGAAAUGUAAGACUGAAUGCUAAAUGUAAGUGUUCACACAAUUUUUGAGUGAUAAUAUCUAAACCCUUGAAACAAUUAAAAUUACAGGAGUUCAUGUUACAGGUAUUAAUUUUUUGGAAGAAUAAACAAAAUCCUUAUGGAAAUAAAAUCAUGAAGAGGAAAGAAAAUUCAAUAUUUUCCCUUUGAAUUGACACCCCCUUAUUUUGGUAUGAUCGGGAAGCUAAUUAUGUAAAGGUAAUGAUUUCAAUCUCAUCAUCUUAAUGUAGAAACAACUAUGCGCAAAAAAUAUUCUUUCAGUUGGAUGAACUAUAAAUGAGUCGUGUUGAAAUGAUGUUUUUUUAAUCACACCAGUCCUAUCUUCUGACAAAAGAACAGUGAUGAAAUAAGAGCUCAGAGAGAUUAUUAAUGAAUUAUGCAUGAAUGAUGUCUGACAUACCCAACCAUACAAGGAGUUUUUCACUGCAACUAUCUAAAGUGCUAGAUGACAUUGGUGUAAGUGAUGCCACAGUUAGAAAAAGGAGAGAAAUUAUGUUGGCAAAUGAAACUAUUAAAAUAAUACAGCAAAAAAUGCUAGGGAAGGAAGUAACAAUAUAUAGUUUUGGGAGCCAGACAGAAGGCACCACAGCAAUAGGGCUUAAUUCGGAUACAGACACCCUUGUUUCUGACAACCGUUUUAAUAUAAUACAAGAUCUUGCAGAGUGGCGUGUAGGAUAUAAAAAUGUAUUGAUGGUGCAUGACCCUAAUACACCACCAGGGUAUUGUCUUCUACAAGAGACAUAUGACAAUUAUCCUAGCCCAGUUGUUCAUAUACAAACUGGAAGAGACCUUUUAAGGAAUGACUGGUUUGUAGAUAGAAUGCCUGCGGGUACUGUAAGACAUGGACCAUCAUUGUCUACACGCGGUUUACAAGGAUUAAAUGAUGAUGACAUUGUGCAUGCAUAUUAUUGUAAAUCUUGGCCAAAGGAGGCAAGACAGUGGAUAAAUACAACAAGACCUGGAUAUUGGCCUCCUGAAGAAUUAAAGAGGCAAGCUAUGAAUGAUGGAUGUUUUGUUGUACCCGUUGGUUUGCAUGGUACUGAAAAUGAGGAUUUUCAAUGGAGAAUAUCGACAUCAUUAACAGAACGCAGACUUAUGUUCAGCUUAAACAUAGUUCAAAUCAGGUGUUAUGUUUUAAUGAAAAUGAUUCUAAAAUCUUACCAGACCCUUGUGUCUGAAGAUGCUUUAUCAAGUUUCAUUUGUAAAACAGUACUCCUUCAUUGCAUUGAAAGAGAAGGAGAAAAUCUCUGGCAAGAUGAUAACUUACUAAACUGUUUGAAUAUUUGCUUAAAAUUUCUGCAUGACUGUGUUUUGUUAGAGCAUUGCCCACACUUUAUUAUACGGGAAAACAACCUUAUGGCAAGACGUAUUCCACCAGACAUCAAACCACAAAUUCUUACCACAAUACAAUAUAUUUUAGAUAGUGAUGGUAAUGCUUUAAAUGAAAUACAAAUUGACCAGCUUGGUAUGAGAUUAAGUUUGAUACAGUUUGAAAAUGCUCACCACACUAAUAUAUCUGAAGUAGAUCUACCAGCGCCUACAAUGACCCAAUCAGUAUCAGAACACCUGCUUUAUAAUUUCAUGCUAGGUUUGAGUGCACGCAUUAAGGGAAUCAUCUCUACUUUGACAGAUUACAAAACUGAAACUGUUGUUCAAACUUUAUCACAAUAUAUUGACAAGCUUGUAAGCAAUUAUCCUGAAGGUGAUGACACUGCAAAGACAGCCUGUACUGUCCUAUCAUCCUUCUUAUACAUGUCACAUGGAUCAGUUCUUGCUUCUCGGUGUAUUUCUAGGAAUGAACCAAUUACAGAAAACAUUCUUCUUAUACUGGAACAAGGUUCAAUGACUGAUUUCUCAUGUAGCUUAAAACAAGCAUCAGUGUUUUACUGUAAAGGAGACAUCCCUCAGACUAAAAGCAUACUUGAUCAAACAGAUCAACAAUAUAGCAUUGAACAUUUGCAGUCCGUUUGUGGUUGUUACCAGAGUCCAGAUAGAGAAAGGCGAAAGCAUGAAUUUCAGGAAGUUUGUCAUGAAGGUGAUAUAAAACAUGUAUUAAAGCACACUGCUUUUUGUGUCAGGUUCCUGCCAUGUGAAGUAAACUGUGUCCCGGAGGAGCUAAAACAUGAGUAUUUUCGCACAGCAUCGGGCAUGCAUCAUUCCAGAGAGCAGCAUGACGAUUGGAUGGACUGGGCUGUAGUAGACUCUAUCCCCUAUUUUUAUUUCUUACAAUACAAAGUCUUUUCCCAUCAAGGUAACAGAGAAAGGAAAUUGAUGGCUGUUAACAAGCUUAGACAAGCCAUAGCCACUGAGCCAAACCUUGGACACAAAGAAACAGCCCUAAAUUUACUUGCACAAUGUUUGGAGCAGGAAUACGCAUUGGAUGAUGCUUUACAUUGCUACAAUGCCUCCAUUAACCAUCGUACAAAUCACAAUGCUGCAUAUUCUCUCAUAUCAAACAUCGCAUAUUAAGACUCUAGAAUAAAUUAUUAAUCUUACUUAGACUGUAAGUCUGGUUAACUCAUAGGUAGAAAAUAAAAAUUUGUAAGAACUAAAGAAAACAUAUAUUUAAUCAUAUGUACAGUAUCAACAUGAAAAGCAGCUUAUCAUAUGAUCUAAAACAAAUAAUUUUGAAAUGAUAUGACAGGAAGAAAAAUUAGUUGUUUUGAAUGAGCCACAUCCAAGUUUUAUUUUUCCCCCUUAAAGACAUCAAAUAAAAUGAGCAGGAAAUAAGUAUGUUUUCACUAUGAAUACAUGUAUCAAAUAUCGAAAGAGGUCGGUAAAUGAUUGAAUCAUAAGGUAAUAGGUAACAGUGAUUAUUGUAACCACAUUUUUAUUAUUUAUGAGAAUCUGUUACAGACUGGUCAGUUCAACAAGAAGAAAUCACUCAGAACUAGAUGUUACUUAACAUAAUUAUCCAGUGCAAUACAGGGCGUGUGAUUAUCAAGGGAGAUAACAAAAGUUACAUUUUGAGAUAAUAAGAAUUAAUCCAUCUCAUUGUGCUUGUUUGUAUAAUAGUUAAUGCUGUAAACCAUUUAAUUACAAUCAUCUAUG
This is a messenger RNA of Ruditapes philippinarum (Manila clam), 3873 nucleotides long. RefSeq lists its product as uncharacterized. The transcript is spliced from 2 exons. Lineage: Eukaryota; Metazoa; Mollusca; Bivalvia; Venerida; Veneridae. The record is from RefSeq and is a predicted model, not a curated record. The coding region runs from base 1207 to 3291 and encodes 694 amino acids.